AGGACGAUGUUGUGGUAAAUAGCGCGGAUAGGAUAAGAUGCCAGCACUGUGAGAAACAAUCACAAAAAGAUGCGUACUCUCCUCGUCCCUCCCCGCGACCUCUGAUCGCGGGAUAGAUCGCGGACUGCGAGCGCUUGCUCGUUCAUCAGAUGUUGCUGUCGAGCCAUUGAGAAUUCAAGUGCACCACAGUGGUCGGUAACAUAAAAAGAUGCGGCUCUUUCCCCACUCUCUCCGAUCAUUUCUGAUCGUGAGCACCAAGCUGGUGCUUGUACAUAAAGUUUCCGCAAAAGAACUUGUUGAUUUGCGAGCGCCCGUUAGGAAAGAAAGUCCACCAGCGCAAGUCGAGAAAGAACUCGCGAAGGGGAAGUUGCAAAAGCCACCUAAAGCUGCGGAUCGACAAGACCACAAAGGCGAGAAAGCCGCUGCGCAAGACUCGGUGCGAGAGGCACAUAGAGCAGAAGCACUUUCUCCAAGCACGAAAUCAGACACAGGCCAGCAAGAUGCACUAGAAACGAAGGGAAAAGGUACCAAAGGACAAUGUUUGGUAGAGUUUCGUUUUUGGUUUGUUUAGCCCCGUUUCUCAUGGUGCACGUUUAGUUUUUCACGGUUUUCGAGGAAGCGUUUGUUAGCCAGGGAAUUCAACCAUACAACCCCACUUAAGAACAUUGAAAAUUGAAGGACAAAUCAACCUGUCACAGCCCACUUAUGGUCGUCAUAUGUAAUUUUGAAAAAUUCACUUAAAUAUCAGGUCCGCCCCUUCAUGCGCCACAAGCGCACCACGAUCUUGACCAACACCAAAGCCGCUUGCGUGGUGAUGGCCGAGCACACCAAGAUGAUGACCGGUAUGUACAGCAUGUCAUCGUCGAGGGCAGCGAGUCUCGCGACGAACAAAUAGCACACGACGAUAUUUCUGUCCCAGGUCAGAGGUCAGAGGAAAACUUCCGCGGGCGACCAGGUCAUGAUGGGGGCGUUGGGAGUGUUGCGCCAGGAAGGCAUGGCCUAGGAGACCGAGACGACGGACUACCCGUACUCCAUGGACAUGCGGGCGAAGCUUCGUCGCCGCAGCGGGAAGGUGCCCCGCAUCCAUUAUCAAAUGCAAAAAUGUCUGGGUCUGGAAGGGUGCUGCAGCUUGUCAUGCUAAAUCUGGAUCGUGAAAAAAUUUGUGUUGCAUAAGUGCCAAAAGCUGUCCACUUUUGACCAAGUUGGGAGUGAGUUUGUCGUGCAGGAUAGGCAUGACGCAGAUCUCACAGAAUCUGUCAUGCUACAUCCUGCAUUCCAGACCCCAUGCCUCAUGUUGAACCUGCAUGAGAAGUCUUCUAAUCUUCCAGAACCAGACAUAUUUGCAUUUGAUAUCCAUCGCAGAAUAGAUAUCACGCUGUGGCGCCGCGGACUGCCACUGGAUUCCCUCUGCUCCUUGACGAGCUUGACUGGAAAGUUUGCGUGUACGUAUCAACAAGAAAAAUCCCCCCUCCCCAUAUCAAAACGGAAAUCUGUCAUGCAGAUUCGUGGUCACAAAUCAGCUUUGUCAUGCUAGAAAGGAAAAGAUCCGGACUGUAGUGCUAGUUGGCGUGGGAAAGCCUUGCUUCUUCAGCAUGACAGGAGGCAGCUGGAAGUGUGAAACAGCAUCACAAAUGGCCUGCAAACGAGGCCACAGCCGCGGCUCUUGGCCUUCUAGCAAUGCAAGUCGAUUUGUGUACUCAAAUACAGCAUUACAAAUGUUGUUUUUGAUAUGGGGAGGAGGGGUUUUUCCUUUUGAUAGUACGGGGUCGAGGAACACUGCCCCGAGGUGACCUGCGACGCCCCAACAACCGUCAAUCCCGCUGCGUGGCGAUCGGUCAUACGCCGAGGGAGUUGAUAUAUAUAUUUCUUGUGGACACUGGCUCUCAUAUUGCGUUUCAGCCGGUGCUGCCCGAAAGUUCAAAACACGCCUGAUGAAAUUAACAGUUUGGCAGCUGUGCUUGCAUGAGAGAACAACGCCUUGCCGUCUCGGCUUGCGCAUUACAGGUCGCUCAAGAUUUGAGCACCGUGGAAGGCGUAAGUUGUGAAUUACAUUCUGCUCCUAACUAAUGGACUCGUCCCACAUCAGUCACUAAAUAUACUCGUUUUCAUCCUCCACAACCAACCCUGCCGCACGACUACCUCGUGGAGUCACCCGCCAAAGACUACCCAGCCGCGGACGUGUCUCACGGGUUCCGCCCGUUUCGAAUAUGCAUUGCAAAUAUGACUGGGUCUGGAUUUGUCAUGCGAAAUCUGAAGGACAUACAAGAUCUGUAAUGCAGGAGUGUGACUGACCAAUGUUUUUUUCGUGCUGGAAGUAUGAUCGAAAAAUUUUUUGUCGUGCUCGAAGCCAAGAUGUAAUGCUAAAUGCGAACGAAUCCGAAAGAAGCUCAAGAAAACUUGGCAUGCUGUUAUGCCGUACAAGCGGCCACCGGCCCGGCACUGCGUGUAUCAGUAACACAAAUUUCCAGACACUGACAUCUUUGUGUUGCAUAUCGAAAGGCGUGGUACAAACUGCAUCUCGACCUGGGUGCCGUGGAGAAAAAUCUGAAUCCGGGGGGACGAGCUGCUGCUAAGGAGCAGGACGAACUAGGCGAAAAUGCCGCUCGACGUAAAAAACCCGACGUGUACGACUACCACCUGGAAUUCCAGGGCGUCUCGUGGACAAGCUCAGUGUGGGUGAACGGGUCCUCGCAAGUGCGGCACUGGUCUGCCUACACGCCGUUUCGCGUCCCGCUGACGCUGCCGGAUACAGCUGCGAAUGGAAUCCACGGGAGUGGCUCCUCGUCGUCCGCGGACAGCAAGUUCGAGAUCACGAUCGCGGUCGAUAGCACGCCGUCGUUUGCCCACAAAAACGAUGUCGGCGAAGGGAGCUGGUGGUACGACGGGGGCGGCAUCUACCGGCAUGUACUGCUCCAUCGAAGUAGCAGGACCAAGCCGCGCGUCGUCGAUGUGUACCUGCCACACAAAGUGGUCACGGAGCGGAUAGACCAGCACAAGCUGCCCCUGCGCGCGGACGUCGCACUGGACCCAGUCAUCGAAGUGAGCCUCGGUGAGCGAGAUACCGACGUAAUAUCUGGGAGACCCCUAAAAUGGAAGUAUGCUGACGCACUGACAGCUUCCGAAGACGACGCUGUUGGGAGCAUGCCGGAGCAUGCGGGGCCGACGGGCAGAACCACAACAACCGGAGCUGCUGCAAGUGGUAAUACCGCUAUCCCGACCUGGGCGGAAACGGUCGAGGGACCCGCGCUGCAAAAAGGUGCGGCCGAAGAUGAAAAAGCACCUCUCAGUGCAGACGCUGCCAUGAACGCAGGAUGGAAUGCUGCUGCAGUGUGGAGCGCUGCUGCGAGCGCAACUAGCCGCGCGUCUGGACCCGACCCGCGCGUGACCACGGAAACCAACCCGGGCAAAGGUGUUACCAAUGAAAACACACGUCCGGCGACGCCGGCCUCCCAGCAAGAAGCGGAGGCGGCUGCGAGAAGUAAUAUCGCGUACAUGACCGACCCGCGCGAGACUAACGAGGCCACCACGCUAAAAAGCGCUGCGGGAAGAAGAAAUGCGCCUCACCCGACAGCGAUCUCAGAGUGGCCGCAAGCUGUAAUAGGCGAGGCAUGGAACACUGUAACACCGGAGGCCGCUGCGAGCCGUAGCAACGCGCGCGAGACCAACAAGGCCAUCCAGCUAAAAGGUGCCACUGCAGAAAAUGCACCUCCCGCUACCGCGAUCUCAGACCGAUCGGAGACUGCAACGAGCACAGCACGGAACACAGCGGGGAGUGACGCUGCCCGAAAUGCUGCUGGAAGCGGUAGCCCCGUGUCGCCGGCCGGCUAUGACAUAACACCUUCUUCCGCCCGAGGAAAAGAUGCUACCAUCGGGGGUGCGCCCCUAAGCAAGGCCACGUCAGGCCCGCCAAAAGCUGCAGCGGACGGAGCCGACAGUGCGGCCGAGAGGGCAACUUCGGUAGAUCGGCGAGUCCGCGCGAGGGUGUCCGUGUACCGAUACAAACCUGGUGCCGAUAAGCCGGCGCGACCUCUCGUGGCCACGAUGAUCUCCGAGCCGUGCCACAGGAAAGGUGACGGUAGUACUCGUCUGAAGUGCCGAGGCCGCGCGCCGAUCGUGCUGCAAAAUGUGGAGCUGUGGGACGGUGUCAGGAACCCGGCGUUGCUAUCACAAAAAAAGAAUAUUAAAGUCCCAUCUUCGUGCGUGAAAAGCGAAUUUGUAUUUUUGGAUGCGGUAGAACCGCCUGUGCUUCUCGUUGUAAUUUCUGUAUGCGCCGACUUUUGUUUUUCAUGUAGCAUGGGAAGGCCCUUCUCCGUGCCAAAAUGAUACUGCGCUAUACUGUUACGUUUUCUGAUAUGGAACAGUUGCUCAUCUCAUUUUCAUACCUGUACCUGUACCCCAGAGAAACUAAGCGGCCCGAUACCAAAGAAGAUAAAUUUGUCAUGCAGUUUUUCGUGUCAGAAAACGACAUUAUUGGCUGUCUAGCAUGACAAAUUUUUUGGAGACCUUUCUCGUCGUUAAUUUAGCAUGACAAACGAGUAUUGUCGUUUUUGCGGAUCAGCAUCGAAGAUGCUUUUGCGAUGGAAAAGCAGCAACACAAGUUUAUUUUUUUCUGGUAUGGGGCUACUUUUUCGUAAAAUAUUCUAGUCGAGCUGCGGCUUAUCCCACGAAAAAACUGUUCCACUGUGAUAAUUUUGCAAGAACCGCAUCACAAGUUUGCUACACAUGACACAGAAAAUUUGGCAUGUUCGUUUCCCAAGGGAAAACGCGCUUAAAAGCCCAAUGUCUUUCAGGUGUAGUAGCAAGACAAAUAGUUCUGCGCUCCAUUUUCUGCAUCACAAGUUCCCAGUGAAACAGUUUUUUCCUGCGAUAUGGCUGCUCGAUGACCGCGGCGAAUUCGUGGAUGACCCUUGUAUCCGACAGAAAAGCACACUGACAGUAGAGAAAAUCGAAUUUGUCAUGCGGUUUUUCUUGUCCCAAAACAAUUCUCGUUGGUUGUUUAGCAUCACAACUUUUUUUGCAUUUUUGUCAUGCUGGUCCGCAUUAUUUCCUCCCUCUAGAAUGACAGCAAACACCGUGUCUUGCGGAUCAGCAUGACAAAGCUUUAUUUCGUGAACGAAAAAUAGCAACGCAGGUUCUUUUUUCUUCUGGUAUGGGUGUGCAUUUCUCUAGGAUAUCACAUCACGGACAAAAACCCACCUUCGAUGUACGCAGAAGAAAACUUCUUGCGAUGCGAAAUUACAGCCGAAAUCCACUAUGUAUGUAAUUUGGUACAGUAUGACACUUUUGCCAGUAGGCGUAGGGCAACUGAACCCUCAAUCGCACAACUCUGUAUGUAGUCUCUUACCCGCACCACCCCCUACCGCUGCUUGGCCAAUGGCAAAAACUAGCUAUACCGUUGUCGUUUCUGCCAAUAAGAAAAGGACUCAUGUGUUGUGCGACUUAUGUAACUACUAAAACCGUUUUUACUGUCGGGAGGGGGGUGGUUUUCCUGCGGCUUGAUAAGCCGGAUGCAGCUUCUUCGACGAUCCGGGUUGGCUUCCGCAGAUUUGCCUGGGACGCCGGCAUUAACCCACAAAAAAGCCCAUUCAUUUUUCCAGAAUCCGAAAACAUGUCUGCUGCGUUUUUAGUUUCACUGGGGCUGUUGCUCUCCGUAUUCCAUUGCAAAACAUAUUUUUUUCUGACCCCUAUUAACGUCGACGCGUUCAUGUACUUCCCCUAGUCAACCCCUAUUGACGUCGACCCCUAUUGACGUCGACGCACAACAAGCUGCGUUGUUCUGCAUUGCAUUCAAACUGAAGUCGUGUUUCGUGUGCGCCCAGCCGUCUUUUUAGUGUUUGUGCAAACCAGCAAAACAAAGAAACUCUGAAUUUCAUAUGGGCACUUUUUUUCCAGCGAUAGGCACUGGCUUCUAUCUGAACGACCGCCCGAUGCUAUCGCAAGCGAUGCGCGACCCUUCACAUGGCAGAGAGGAUUUGUCAUGCACAACGCAACCUGAGUGGAUCUACCUUUUAUCGCGUUGGUUCAUUAAAUUCUCUAUCUCGAGCUUAUUCCGUAGUACUCGUCAUCCGCCAGGCAAGGUGCAGCGCGCAAAAAAAGUUUAGAUAUCAUAGUAAGUGCACACCGAUGCCAUUUUGCAGGUCGUCCAGCUGCAGCAAAAUUGCAUUACAAACGCAAGUCGGCACGAUGAAGGGUGUCUUGUCCACGCGAUACAGAAAAAUCAAGGGCUUUGCAAACCACCAAGACUUCGCCGGGGUGGGUGUCGCGCUUUCGGAUGAUGUCCAGGAGUAUCGCGUCUGGGCAAUGAAGAAUAUGAAGCGGAAAAAUAUCGUAUAGCCCUGUGUCGGGUUUCGGAAUGUCGUGCGAGCCUUCUGUACUAACUGGCCCGCCACAAGCGGACAAAGAGGUGGCACAGCCAUCGCGGGUAUGAGUUUUCUGCGCAGCCCCCUAAUGUAUGAGUUUUCCGCACGACAGCCGCAUGUGUGAGCUUUUCCUCUUUUAUGGGCCUAGAUUAUUGCAUGGCAAAUUUCCCCGGGCGCCCGAAACUGCGCAGGAGGAGGGACUCGUGGUCAAAUAUUUUUACAACUACUAAAUCCGAAACCCGCAUGACAGAUUGGCUUUUCGGUCUUUUCAGAGGAUGCUGAACCUCCUGAACGCCAACGCCUGGCGGACGGCGCACAACUAUCACACAAAAUUGGUUCGCCCGUGCUCCUCAGAAAGCAAAGCGCUGGGCACAUGAUUUUCCUCAAUAUUCUGCAAGCCGAUAAUACUGCGCAAAUGCGCGAGACACAUGCAGGGGGCCCGCUGAGGCUGAGUAACGCACGUUUAUUUCCGUGCCCGCCCGAGCCCGCUCUUGUAGAGAGGCUACAGCUGGAAACAAGGUCCACGUGUAGAAAUAAGGACGCUCAAGAAAUAAGGCCGCUCUUUGCUUUCUAAGGGUCGGCGGGAGAACUACUUUUCGUGGCCAUAUAAGCUCCGCAACCCCCGCUCUGCUGGAUAUCGCAUUGAAAAUUGUUUUCUUAGGCUGGGGCGGUUUGUAAACUGAUAGUGCGUCCGCGUUAUGGCUGCAUUGCCUGUGACGGGGGUCAUUUCGUUGUACACAGCGGCUCCCGCUUGAGAAAAUAUUUUUCAUGCGGAUUUACAAUGCCUGCGACGAACUGGGACUGCUGGUAUAAAUAAGUUCGCGAGGCCCUUCUCUGCUUUGUCAACAAAAAAUUGCACAGGGACUACAGUGCGCGGAGACGGAUUUUCUUUAUCACAAAAAUGAAAGAUCAUGACCCAUGCCGUAGUUGAUGUUGAUAUGGACCUCCUUUGACGCUUGUUCACGGUCGCGCGAUAAAGUAUUCAAAGCAUGACAGAUUUUGACGGAUUGACUCAACCAAAACUACAGGUUUGGGCGGAAAAUCAUCGGAACAAGCUGUCUCCAGACUCGUACAAGCUAUCAAUGGCAAAUGUGGCUGGGUUUGGAAAAAUGCAAAAGUUUGUAAUGCAGGUAUGGGAGCAGGCCUAGGCCUAGCACGACAGAGCCAAAAAUCCUCGGCUUUAGCUACUCAUGCAUUCAUGCAUGAUGACAGAUUUUUGUGUGCCCGACCAGCCGCAUCACAAAUUUGAAGCUUCCCAGACCCAGACAUCAUAUUUACACACCAUACAAGCAGGACCUCGUCGAUAUGGUGAAACUGAACCGCAAUCGUUAUCAUUCGAAAAAACAAUAACGCAGCACCUUUGUCGGGCAGUUCUGCAUGGCCAGAAAGUUUGUCAUGCGUCCAAGCCCAAGAAGUAGUAUUUUUCAACCAGGUCUUAGACUUUGUAAUGCGUUAAUCAGGACAAGACAGCCUCUUUGUGACGCAGCUGCACCUUUUAGUCGCGACCAGGCAAUAGACCCAAAUUUGUCAUGCGUCUCUGCCAAGAGAUCUUCUUGUUGAUUUGUAUAGCAGAGUAGUGUACAUCUUGACUAUUUUGUGGAAGACACGUUUUUCUAGAUGAUAAUCGCGCCAGCGUCUUCAUGUGGUCGGUGUGCAACGAGCGACUGUGCUGCCCGGAGCGGAGCCCAUGCGACUUUGGCGAUAAAGCUGUAUCCAACAGAAAAAGAAAACCGAUAGAUCUGGUAGGUUUUUCACAUAGAUUCUCACGUUGCACUUCGAGCAAAACUACAAAUUCCGCUUUGCAUAGCCGCAGGCAAUGCACUACUUUUUCAUGAUGCCAAAUGCCUGUAGUUCGGCAUAGGAAUAAGAAACAUAAAUUACCGGGAAGAUUUGUCAUGCCUAACAGCCAAAAUGAGAUUUUUCUUGACCCUGAUUUAUUUACGUGAACACAUGCUUUUUUUCUGUGGAAUAACCAGUCGUGGACACCGCAAGAGACAUCAUCGCCCUCAUCCGGAAGCUGGAUCCGGGCUUCGGGGCGAGCAGGACGGGCGCAGGCACUGCCAGCCUCUCGGAACGCCGGAUCUCCUCCGCGUGCAACACAAACGACCUGGAAAACGCACGGCCUUUUCUCGAGCUGAUGGACGUGAUCGGAAUUAACUACCACCUCCACACCUACGACACAGUACGCAAACUCUUCCCGCGCCAUCCGCUCAUCGUGUCUAUCAGAGGGAAAAAUCCCCCCUCCCCAUAUCGAAACGAAGUUUCUGAUGCUGGAUUUGCGUACACAAAUAAGGUCUGUCUUGCUGGAGAGUACUUCAGGCAUACGCCAAGCCUGGGGCGAGCGGUUUAGUUUUGACGCAGGGGACAGCAUGACAGGCGUCGGCUCUGUGAGCCCAACAGCAUCACAAACCGCCGGCAUAAUGCGGCGGACUCUCUGGCUUUGCCUUCUUGCAAGACAGACAGGAUUUGUGACCUCAAAUCUGCAUCGCAAAAUUUCAGACGAAUGCGCUUUCAAUAUGGGGAGGGGGGAUUUUUCCUUUCAAUAGUGUCCGAGGCAAGCUCAGACUACAGCACUCGCGGGGAAUAUCGCACGAAAAAAGUGUUUCAGUGUAAGGAUUUUGCAAGGUUUGCAUCAGAAGUUUGUUCUGCACCACAGAGAAAAGUUGCCAUGCGAGAUUCCUAAGGGAAAACACACCUAAAAAUCCAUUGUCUUGCAUGUGUAGCAAGACAAAUACUUGUCAGAUACAUUUUCUGCAUUACAAGUUUACAGUGAAACAGUUUUUUCUUGCGAUAGGGAAUACUCGACGGACCAGAAAAAGCAGUAUGUGUCCAGCUUCGACACCGAGUACCCGCCGUGGGGCAACACCGCGGAAGACAGCUGGUGUGCAGUGAAGGAGAAGCCCUUCGUCAGCGGCCAGUUUUACUGGACCGGCUUCGACUAUCGCGGCGAGCCAACGCCGUUCUACAAAUUCCCGAGCCUCACCUCGCACUUCGGCAAUUUGGAUCUUGCCGGAUUUCCCAAGGACAACGCUAUGUACCACCGUGCCCUUCUGGCCGAACCCUUCUCGGAGUCGGGCGACAAGCUCGUACAUCUCGUCGCGGCGGAUUGGUGGCACAAGACCUAUGCAACGAAAAAUUUACUGACAGAUAUACAUUCACUAGGUUGCAGAGGACAAAGCUCUGCAGACAAACUUUGUCAUGCCUGAAAUGUCCAGAAGACAGGUUUCCUGGCUGUGUACUUUCUAUUACCGAGUGGUCCACAGUGCAAAUACAUCCGGAAGACGAAUUGGUGUUGCGAAACUUGCAAAAGUGCUGUUGCAAGUGUAAUACUGAUACAUUUUUCCUGGGAUAAAGCUGCGAGCGGGACUGCAAAUAACACCACUGCGUUUAUGGACAGAAAAAAAACCAUGUCAGCUUGUCGCUUGAGUAGUUUGAAAUUGAAAUGCAACAUGGAUACAAUAUUUUUGUAUGGUUCCGACAGGAGAGGGCCUUCUGCGUGAUAUGCAUAUUUUCUCAUGCUAUUUUGCAUUCUUGUUUUAGCAUUCAAACUGAAUCUGUCUCUCGCGAACUGUUGAUGACAUUUCUUUGAUUCCAUAUCGCCGUUCCCCGUUUGGGUGUACGCGAGUGAAAGUGCCGGGAAGGACGGAGUCAACCUGAUCGGUAAGUACGCGAAGAGCACGAAAAACUUCGGCACCAAGAACCUUUCCGAGCCGUGUCGGCACGCCGAAUGGACCCUGAUGGCGGAAGACCUCCAAGGCCUCACCGCGCUUACCGCGGCCAGUGUCAGAUACCCCAACAUCACAGCCUCGAUCGCGAAACCAGGACCCGCUGCGCGCUUGCAGCUCGACGUGGACUGGCCGAUUGCAAGAAGGCGCCCGUCAUCUAUCAUAAAGAAAAGCGCACCCAUAAGCUUGCUUUGCUAGAGUAGUGAGACUAAAAGCUCUGUAGUGCAGGCAAUGCUGUAGGAGCUGUUUUUUCGUAAAAAAUGCAAUGUGUAAUGCGUGAUAGAUUUGAGAUAGGUGGUCCUUGAGAAUUUUAUCUGGCUAGACCUACACUACAAAGCUUCUAGUGACACCAAAAACUACGCAAAAUCAUUCUUAUGUGUGGCACGCGUGUGCUUUUCUUUGUGAUAAUACCACCGACCGCGAGUCGCCGUCUGCUGCCGCACGGUUUGGCCGGGCCGAUUACGAAAAGCACGUUUCUGGUGCGCGUCGCAGCGUAUGACGACGCCGGAAUUCUGGUGCGCGACGAGAGCGCCUUGAAGGUCGACUUCGCCCUGCACUUCGCGCACAAAAUAGCGACUUCGUCGAAGCUUCCUGCAAGAAUUGUGGGGCUCGGGAGCGGGAAUCCCACUUCGUUGGAGCAGGAAAAGUAUACCCUGCAAAAGUAUCGUACCCGUAUAAAUGCAUUACAAAUUUCCUCAGCAUGAGAAAUAUAAUUUGUAAUGCGGAUUGAGCCUAAGAGCAAGAUUUGUAAUGCAUGAAUGCAAUUACUGCGAGUACGAUACUUUUGCACAGGAUGAAAAGCCGCUGAACGCCACCCACGGGUCUAUCGAAAAAAAAUGAUUCUGCUAUGAGUUUGUCAUGCAGCUUUUGCAAGGCCAAGAAAAGAAUCUGUGUGCUACCCUAACUUCAGUUACUCACCCGAAAUCUGUCAUGCGCCAAGGUGCUCAGUAUACAGCACUUUUCACGACCCCACACCACAGCAUGGUCACAAGCUCGAGCUAUCGUUACUGUUUUGCAAAAAUUGCAUGACAAUCGUCAAGCUGAAAUUUUUCCAUCAUUCUUACGCGAAUUCUGUUUCACGGGCUUGCCCGCAUAGUGCUCGACGUGCAGGAAAGCGGCGAACUAGCGGAUGGCGCUCCUGGACAACCAUCUGUGCUUGUCGCUACUGCCCCCGGACUUGAGUCGGCGUCCCUCGCGCUGGUAACGCCGACAAUCCCGGCAAGUAGGACCCGGGCCCACGCACACCUCCGCGAUGAGCCCGUACAGGAGAAGCUCGGGCACUCGAUGUCGACCUCAGAUGCGGACGCGCAGGACGAGGAGGCGCUUUCCAUCUAUGCGUGA
Messenger RNA from Amoebophrya sp. A120, 11425 nucleotides. The record is from the annotation of a GenBank genome assembly. NCBI's taxonomy places the organism in Eukaryota, Dinophyceae, Syndiniales, Amoebophryaceae.